CAGACAGACAGCGUUUUGCAGCUAUCAACAAACAUGGCGAAACCCACUGAACUUGUUCCAAUGCCGACCGGCCACAUUGGAGCAGAAAUUGACUCGGCCGACGAAAUAAUGGAGGUUGACGACGUCUGCGUUCAAGAAGACGUUCUCAAAGACUCUUUAAACAUGUCUGGUGACCUCGAAGAUGGUGAAAUUGACGAUCCAGAAUGCGGAGAAAUCAACGACGCUGGGGACUACCCUCUCGAAGGAAUUAAUACGAGGAACAAGGGUCCAGGAAGAAUCUAUGAAAACAACUUCAAAGCAGGCAUUGAUUUAGGCAGCGAGGAAGGAAAGAUGCUGCUAGAAAAGAGAGCCAAGCGUUUUGGUCUUGAGGAAGGUGACAUAAAAAUCCCUGAAAUCGUCCCAGCAAACGCUGUAGAUGAAACAGUGCUGCAGGAGCUCUACAAAAGCUUAAACAUGUCUGAAGCAGAAAGUUCUUACGAGAAACAAGGCUACCGACUAACUGCCAUUCACAUUCGUGGCGUGCAGGAGAUGAACACAGAUGAAGUCUUCAGCUUUUUCCGCCACUACAAUCCCGCCACUCUGGAGUGGAUCAGCGACGUGUCUUGCAACGUAGUCUGGCAGGAUACGAUCGACGCUGCAAGGGCGUUAAUUGGACUAUCAAAGCCGAUCAUCGGUCUGACGGAGCGUCGGAGCGACAAGUAUGAAGAGAUUGUCGUGGUUGAGGAGGAAACCGAUGACACUACAAUUGUUGAGGAAAUUAUGGAGGGGGUUCCAGAUGCAAAGGAAUCGCAUGAUCAGGAGAACAGAGCACCUGAGCAUUUGGGUUUAGUACCGGCAUCUACUAUUGAAGUUCCCAUCCCUCCCGGAUACUGGAGAUACGGAGGAAAGAAACGCAACUCUAAAGGUUUGCUUCUACGUUUUGCCAAGGUUGGAGAUAAGAAGCCUCCAGGUGCAGAAAGCCACAGUGAAUACUACAGAGUGCAUGGUAAUCCAAACUACGGAGGAAUGAAAGGGUUCAUCUCGCAGAACAGAAAAAGGAAACGCCAAGAGAGGAAGAGCUCUCUCCCAAAGAUGGUCGAAAAUACAAGUAAGAAUCCAUGGGGCAAUUUGGCUCAAGAUUGGAGCACUGUUGACAUCAGGCCAAGAGGACCUAGAGAACGCUCAAAUUUGGACGAUCAUGGUCUGCUAGAGAAAAUCGCAGAUGUGAGGAUGAUCCUAAAGUCAAACCGGAGCAACCCACCUGCGCCGCCGCCAACCAUUCACUCUUCGGACAGUGAGCUGCUUUCAGAAUCCUCGUCCGAGGAAGAAAUGCUGUGGACAAAGAAGCUAAAGCGGCCGCAGAUGAGAAUGCAUGCGGACGAAGAGGAAAAGAAAAUCAACAAGCGACGAAAGAUGGCCGCGAGGAGUGUGAAGAUUCCACACAGAACUCGUACGCAGAUUGCGGAAAAGCCCAAAUUUGAAGACUUGCGGUCUCGUCUGUCCCACUCAAAUCAAGGCUCAGUUUGGUCGCGUCUGCAGGCUCCCGCUAGGCCUGAGAGGAGAAGAGACUACUCUCCCAAGCGAGCCGAUUCCGAAGAGGACGAGCCACCUGUGCGGCACGCUGUCCAGUCGACCAUUUCAGCGGUUAAGGGCGAUUUGAGAGGUGCAAUUGAAGUCAGAAAAUCAGGCGGACAAGAUUUGCGUUCAAAAAUAGUAAAGCCAGAGCCAAAGAGAGAUUCGUACAGAGAGCCACGUCGGAACAGCAGACGCAGGAGGUCGGUGACGCCUCCGUACAAGAAGGAAGAGAUCAGAAUCGAGAUCAAAAAUGAGAAUUUCAAGGAGAAGAACCCAAGCAGCAGCGGAUCUGACAGUGAGAGCAGCAGUAGCAGUAGCAGCAGUACGUCCGGCUCAUCAUCCUCUUCUGGCAGCAGCAGUUCUAGUGACUCUGACUCUGAAGAAGAUGAACGGCAGAGCAAGAAGAAGUAGUUUAAGGUAUUCAGAGUAGAGCAUCGGUCCAAAUGUAAAAAUAAAUUCGCAUAUUUUUAAAUAA
Cloeon dipterum is the source of this 2029-nucleotide messenger RNA. Its product is annotated as nuclear cap-binding protein subunit 3-like. The transcript is spliced from 7 exons. The record is from RefSeq and is a predicted model, not a curated record. Gene Ontology annotation, cellular component: nucleus. Gene Ontology annotation, molecular function: mRNA binding; RNA 7-methylguanosine cap binding. The coding region runs from base 34 to 1965 and encodes 643 amino acids. Lineage: Eukaryota; Metazoa; Arthropoda; Insecta; Ephemeroptera; Baetidae.